Porites evermanni is the source of this 966-nucleotide messenger RNA. The record is from the annotation of a GenBank genome assembly. Lineage: Eukaryota; Metazoa; Cnidaria; Anthozoa; Scleractinia; Poritidae.
AUGGAAAACAUCACCAAAAAUGACAUACUGAACGUUUUUCAAGACCAGGAAGUAAAAGAAACAGGGCGACAAUGUUUCUUCAAAGGAUUCUCGGAGACACUGCAGCUUAACUACUUCUAUUAUUCUAACUUUGCUCUUACUCCAGUAACUAUCCUCUUGGCCACGUGGUGUUUCCUGUCAAACGGGUUUGUCCUGCUGAUGUUUAUUAGGGGCAAGCUUCAAUUGCGUGCAGGGUUUUAUUGUCUCUGCAGUUUGACCACGACUGAUGUCUUGUGGUCGGGGUUGGUGAUCCCAUUGUACGCGAGUUUCAGGAUCAAAGAGCUCCUUACUGGCCGAGCUUGUGCCAAUAAAAGCGACUGGGAUAAUCCCAUUAUGGUUACAUCUUUCUUUCUUUGUGUAUUUUCUACGGUGGGAACUCUUGGCGUAAUGAGCGUAGAUCGGUAUUUGGCUGUUUCCAAACCGAUGUGGUACAAAGUGGUCAUCAAAAAUCGCCACAUUAUAACAGCUUGCUGUGGAGUGUGGCUCAUUACGUUGGCAAUGGUGAUCCUGAAACAAAUCGUCCUCUUUCCUCGAAAGGUGGUCGAGCUAUUUGAGGCAUGCUACAUGGUGAUUUGUUCCUCCCUGAUCAUCGUCCUUCAGCUCUUCACCCUCAUGGGGCUUCGCAAGCACAACAAUGGAGUGGCAAACUUGGUUGAAGGAAGCGCCCAAAGGAACAACCGCGGAAACGCCCUGGAGCGCAGGCUGGCCAUCCUCACUCGCCAUGUUGUUGGUCUACUAGGGAUAAUUCUUAUCCCUGUGUGUAUAUUAGUGGUUGUGUCGAACAUUCUUCGAACGAACCUCAGCCCCUUUGCAGAGCCCUUGUAUUUUACUAUGGCUACACUGUGCUCUGGUAUCAACCCUGUGCUGUACUACAGAGGGAAUUCUCAGAUAAGACAAGGAAUUACAAGCCUUGUGAAAUGCCACUGA